Molecule: messenger RNA, 4358 nt
Organism: Pseudoliparis swirei
Lineage: Eukaryota; Metazoa; Chordata; Actinopteri; Perciformes; Liparidae
Gene: c2h2orf69
Product: chromosome 2 C2orf69 homolog
Exons: 6
Coding region: 2089-3075 (328 amino acids)
Cellular component (GO): mitochondrion
Source: RefSeq, a predicted model, not a curated record
AUAUAAUUCGCUGAUGCUUUCCUAACAUUUGAAGUUGGUUUUUAUACCGGAAGCAGCGCAGAGCAACCGCGACGAGGUUAUAUAACUAUAUACUGUGAACAGCCAUGGUCUGACUGAUCAUUAACGCGAGCCUCUACGUGGUGCGGAAGAUCCGGGCUUCUGUCUCUGCAGGAGAGCAGCUGGAGAAGCCCAUCGUCACACCAUGCAGCGCUAAGGCUGAAAUGAGAGCGGCCCGUGGGUCUGCCCUGAUCCCAGGACCUGAAGAAGGGGUCUGCGGAGCGGCCGGCUUGGGCUCUUCUUUGGGGACGGACGUGCAGAAACGUGGCUCCUGACGUUAAAGACCACGCUGGACGCUGGGACAGCGGUCACUGUCAUGGGAACAUAUCAUUUUACAUCUUUGUAUAUUUGCUUUUAGACGACAACAGAUCUUAUUCAGCAUCAUUUUGACGAAACAGUCACCAUUAACGUUGUCCAAACCCAAAUGGUGCAAACAAUCUAUUGUUUUACUGCUUCCCAGAGUCCAACGUCCAGCUCUUACACACACCUGGACGUCAUGUUAUGAGAUGUACGUGUUGAUGUGCUGCAGUGUUUGAAGGCCGACUCGCCAACCUCCCUCCAGGGGCCGAGCACGCCUGAUGUUUCUGCUGCUGUAUCAAUAAAACACGUAAUAAAGAGCCGAGCCACCAUUAAUCGUAGACGCUACACCUGUAGCCUGCGCCGCCAUGUCAAGUGGUCUUCUGUAAAAGAUAUACUUAAGCAGGAAAAGGCACUCAAGCAAAUAGUAUAAAAGGGUGGAUUCAGAUAAAAAUUAUAAUUGCUGUCUGAGAAUGAAUUCAUAAUCACGUUAUAGGUCGAGGUUUCCAGAAGACAAUAGUCCGCCUGAAGAGAACUCCUGGAACACAACUCUGUUUUUUUUAAUGGUGAGCGGAGAGUCAAAAGUAGGUAAAACAUUGUUGACUGCUGAGCUACAUGGUGGAAAAACAACUGCUGCCUGCACAACCUCUAAAUGUACAUUUAACCAAUUUAUAUUUGUACAUUUUGAUAUGUUGCUUGAUUGAAACACAUGAAAUAGGUGUUUUAACAUAUCUUACUUUACUCCAAAGCUAUAGCUCUGUUCUCUUCCCGGGUGGGUGUAAAAAAAUAAGUCACUGCGGGUGACGGGACUCAUUUUAUACUGAACUUUGUGAUGAGAGCCACAAACAAAUGUUUAUGAGAAAUCAUAAUGAUUCUGGUCUGAUCAUAAGAUAAAUGACCCCAGGUGGGACUCUCCUGUCUUUCAAAUCUCAUAUUUAUUCAUCCCCAGAACAAGUGGCCCAACAAUCAGUUCGUGCACACACACUAAGAUUGUUUCAACUACUAAAACACAUCACUCAACUUUGACAUCACACUUUGCCACAUACUGUUACAUCUUGGACCUUUGUAAAUAUUUAAACACUCAGGUAUGAAAUUAGGCCAAAUUAGAGAGGCAUUGCACACACCUGUUAAAAUAUUUGUUUAAUCAUAAAAUAAGGUAUACUUUUAAUAUUCUACAAACAGUUUUGAAUGACUAUUUCUGAGAUUCACCCUCUGUAAUCGAGUCCAAUAUGAAGCACAUAAUCUGCCUUCGAUGACUCAUGAUGUCCAGUAGGUGGCGGUAUGCACCUCGGCAAGUUGGUUGCGAUCCACCAUUUAAACCUUAAAGAAGAAGAAGAAUCUGCCUUCAAUGAAUACUGCUGUCCAGUAGGUGGCGGUAACGCACCUAUACGCGGGUAAAGAUGCCGAUAAAACGCAAAGAAGAAACCUGGUGGGAUUAGCGCACGCUAUCUAGAUAAUUUGCGAGCCGCUAAAUGAGCACGGUUUAACAGUUUCAUGCUCGCCCUUGUGACAGCGGAGGAAAGCGCAACGUCAUCGCGAGACGAGUGGCAGCUUUGACCAGCUCACGCGCUGCAUUCAGUGUCCUAAGCAUGAUGGAAACAGCUAGCUAGCUAACUAGCCGCAGCUCCUUCCCAGACCCUAGUCCUCAAAUGUUAGAAUGCAAUAAAUGAGGUCAUCGUUCAGUGUAAACAACAGGAGGCAGACGACGAAUAAAGAGAAGUAUGCUAAGAGUGGAUGCUGGCCCCUCGAGCAGCUGUGGCCCAGAACAUGACCUCUGCGACAUCGUCUUCUGAAGCCCCGGGGCUCAGUGCGUCAGCCAGCCGCGGCGCACGCGCCGGGAGCCCGCGGCAGAGGCUCCAGAAGCUGCUCUCUGUACCCGGAUACGACCCGAGCCGAGUGAACGACCUGCUGCUGCUGCGGCCCGACGCGGACCACCGGGCCGCCGCGGGACCGGAGGAGGAGGGUCGCAACCGACACGUGGUGUUCUUCCACGGGGACAUUCAGAACUUCGAGGAGGAGAUGUCUCUGCGGCCCGAAGGAGCCCAGUGGCUGUCCUGGAGUCUGGAGCGGGUCGCCCUCACCCUGGGCCGGCGUUUCCCGGACCGGCACGUGUGGGUGGUCCGAGCCGGCCGCAUGUACCUCCACAUGUUCAGCAGCUACCGCAACUUCGUGGAGAGCAACAUGUUCGGGGCUCCGGAGCACUCGGCGUACUCGUCCGGCUCCGGAGCGUUCCUCCAACUCAGGGCCCUGCUGAGCCACGGCAUGGAGCGAGCCGGCCCGCCGACCCCCCCCCGGCCAGAGGGCGGCGCCGCCGGCCUCCCCUCGGGCUUCUCGCUGGCGGUGGUGGGCUUCAGCAAAGGCUGCGUGGUGCUGAACCAGAUGGUGUACGAGCUGGCCGGGGCCCGCGGCGACCCGCGGCUGCGGCGCUUCGUCGACGCCGUCUCCGACAUGUACUGGCUGGACGGCGGGCACCCGGGGGGCAGCGAGACCUGGGUGACCGACGCGCCGCUGCUGAAGGAGCUCGCCGCCAGCGGGGUGUCGGUGCACGCCCACGUGACCCCGUACGAGGUGCGCGACCCCGCGCGGGCGUGGGUCGGCCGCGAGCACGGCCGCUUCAUCGACACCCUGGAGGAGUUCGGGGCCCGGCUGACGAAGAAGCUGCACUUUGAGGACGAGCCCCCGUCCAUCGAGAACCACUUCAGGGUCAUCCAGGAGUUCUGAGUUUGCGUGUGAAUGUUUGACCUCAUUGACCUUUUGCUUUAAGGGCGCAGACUGGAGAGAGCGUGGAGUCCCUCGACCGCUCUUCAAUAACCCGGGAGCUCAUACUGGGUGACCCGCUUGACCUUCUGCUUCAAUGUGGGAGACGUGGCCAGAAUUUGAGACUAAACUCUGAUUGUAGUCAAAUGUUUCCUCAAAGCUCCAUCGUCAUUCCUCCAGUUGGAUCAGUCGUGGAUUUGUCUAGUAAUGCACUUUUUUUUGUUUUAAUGUCACACAGCUGCACUCUUUGGGGGUGGAAAUAGGAAAGUUGACGGCGUAAUCUAACCUCCAGGUCCAGUUGUGAUCCGUUCUGGAGCUUUCAGUCACAUCUCAUGAUCUCUUGUGGUCGGGAUGCAUCUGACCACGGUCAGAAUCAAAAUCUGGACCGUGAGACUUUUUGUCAGCUGCUGCUUUCAAUGCCUCUGUGACACUUCCUUUAUUUGUUGUUGCUUUGACUCAUUUCUGUCAGAACAAACUUCUGAUAUUAUAUAUGUCACUUUCAUUUGUAUUUUUUUACUGAUCUCUUUGAUUGGAUCUUUUUUAACCCGACCAACUGUAAUACUGGGUUCUUACACAUGUGGACCAAUGGAUUUCCAGGACUUUAAACCAAAUUUCCAUGACCAAACUGAAAUCUCGGUAUAAACAUGAAAAAUGUAUUACAUGUUGCGUAUUGAGAGCGUACGCCGGCUUAUAUUUUGAGCGUCUUUCUUUAAAAAAACAUUAAUUAUUUCAAAUUCGGCGUAAAUGAACAUGUGAUAACACAUUUCCAUGACUUUACUCAAAACUUUUAUGAUUUAAGUUUUUUCCAUGACUUUUCCAGGCCUGGAAAUGACCAUUUUACAAUUCCAUGACUUUUCCAGGUUUUGCAUGAGCGUACGAACCCUGGUAAUAUUGCUUUGAGCUUGUUUGGUUCCAAUGAGUUGGGAAUGGAGCGCGCCGUGUUCCCGUCUCCACGACCGCUGUUCGCUUCCACAGCAUCGUUCACGCCGCCGUCGCUCAUCGUGAACCUUCAUUCCAUACAUUUUAAAGAGACGGCAACAAAAACACACAUCAGAUAUGUUCUACCACCUUUAAUGAUCUGGUUCCAGUUUGCUUGGUGAUGCCUACAUGUUAGCCUUGAUCAGAAUACAAUAAGGAUUAUGUGUCUUUUUUUCUUUAAGUCAUUUGAGAUGCAAUUCUACAACGCUCAUACGCACGUGAAAUAAAGAAUAUAAAACUCAAAAUAAACAUACAUCUCUGAACGUGAA